AUGGCGCCACAAGAUUCAUUCAUAGAAGAUGAGGAGGAUACCUGCCCUCUCUGCAUCGAAGAGUUUGAUCUUUCGGAUAGGAAUUUCAGACCUUGUCCUUGUGGAUACCAGGUGUGCCAGUUUUGCUUUAACAACAUCAAGAAUAAUAUGAACGGCCUUUGCCCUGCUUGCCGACGACCUUACGACGAAAAAACCAUACAGUGGAAAGUUGUUACACAAGAAGAAGUCGCCGAGUUUCGGGCCAAUAUUCAAAAGAACCAAAAGAAGCGAGCUCUGGAUCAACGACAAAAAGAACUACAGAAACGCGAAGCCGAGAAGGAGAACCGUAAGAAUCUGAUCGGCGUUCGUGUUGUCCAAAAGAACUUGGUCUAUAUCACGGGUCUUGCACCGACCGUUCGAGAGGACGAACUUCUCAAGACGCUACGAAAGCCGGAGUUCUUCGGCCAGUACGGAAACAUCCAAAAGAUAUCCAUUAGUAACCGAAAGAGCUCUGAUGGCCAACAUCAGUCGCUUGGCAUUUACGUGACCUUCGAACGUCCGGAAGAAGCGACGCGGUGCAUCCAAGCUGUGCACGGAUCCCACAACGGUGAUCGAGUCCUGAAGGCGCAGCACGGCACGACGAAAUACUGUUCAGCUUGGUUGAAGAAUGAAAAAUGCGGCAAUCCUGGUUGCAUGUUCUUGCAUGAACAAGGCGAUGAGGAGGACAGUUACUCACGACAAGAUUUGUCCUCUAUGAACAGUAUAGGGUCUCAACGGCCUCUCCCGGGAGGCACUUCGCGGUCGGCUUCCCGACAACAGAUAUCUCAUCCUACGCCGCCCCCCGUCGUAUCCCAUCCGAUGACACGCUCCAUUAGUAAAGAGGGUUCUGAUAAUGGUGCCGAUGGAUCAGCUCUACCUUCCUCAGCCAACUGGGCCCGUAAUCCACAGCGAAGUCGCAGAGGCAGUCUUGCUACUAGUGGUGCUGCUUCCAGCCCUGCUAUUUCCACAGCUCAGCCUGUCACCGCAGAGCCUGUACCAGAAGAAGCAGUCGAGGAGGAAGACGAGGAUGAGUUGGAGGAAGAGGAACCUCAGCAAUCGGAGUCAGUUGCUGGACCGUCAUCAUCUAGGACCCGGGAGCCUGAAUCACCCGCACAAGCUCAAGAGUCACCUGAUACAUGGCUUAAGGAGAUUUACAAGACCUUGCAAAAUUGUCCCAUGCCUAUCUUUCCUGAAUUUGACGAAGACCAAUACCCACCUAUGUUCGAUCCUCGUGGUGGUGAGAAGCGCCGGGCUAUGCGAGAAGAGGAGGAUUCACGUUUGACCGGAGAACAGGAAGAGCAACCCGAGGUUCGUGAGCCAUCAGAAGGAGAACCUGAGACCGGUGGCAGCCUUGCUCUUGGAGGAGAGCCUGAGGACCGUGACACUUCUAGCGACAACCGAGGUUUUGAUCGCCGACCUAGUACUCAGCCUCCUAUUCAGCGACUUUCUACUGACGGCCUCUUUGGACCUUCUCUCACCGGUGCUUCACCCUUUGGCCAGAGCUCGGCGAACCCUGGUUCGCGGUCUAUGACGCCGCAGCAGCUGUAUCUUCGAUCUCAGGGCGGGUUUGGCGAUGCCCCCCCUGGUAUAACCAGCCAAAGCAAUGCUUUCCAGAAUCAGGGUCAAAGCCAAGGUCAAGGCCACAACCGUCAGUCCUCUCGAUUCAGCUUCGCCAACGACAACGCGAGCUCUUCUACCAACGUUAAGGUCGCAGCCAACCCGCGUAUCAUGGCCCAGCAAUCUUCUAUGAUGCCCAACACGUUUCCGUCGCAGAGCAGCAAUCAGUUUUACGGUGCCUCCAUGCCCGGGCCGCCUCCUGGUCUUAAGUCAACCGGCACUCCCCCUAGCAUGUUCGGUCAGUUUGGUGGACAGGGCUUUGGCGCCCCCAAGGACAAUUCGAGUGAGCUUCUUCAGAGUUUAAUCGGUCGCGGUCGGGCUGCUAACAACCAGUCCCACGACGCGGGAAAGCGUGAGUUUAUGAUUCCUUCUUAUUCAAACCAGUACCCACCAUCCUCUACCUCCACCCCAGCCCCUUCUUCCGGGCUCCUGCCGCCUCUCUAUGGUAAUACACCUGGAGGGUACCAAGACAUGGGCUCUAAGCAGAAGAAGAAGGGAAAGAAGCACAGACAUGCUAACACUUCCUCCUCCGGGGGGAGUGGCUUAGUAGAUCUUGCAGACCCGAGUAUCUUGCAAGCGCGAAUGCAGCACCAGUCUCAAGGCAGCGCCGGAGUCGGACAGGGCUUGUUUGGCGGUCAGAGUCAAGGUGGGUACAGUCACAACAUGAUGUAUAAUGCAGGCUAUGGAAGGUGGUAG
This is a messenger RNA of Fusarium proliferatum ET1, 2331 nucleotides long. RefSeq lists its product as uncharacterized. Gene Ontology annotation, cellular component: CCR4-NOT complex. Bases 1 to 2331 code for a protein of 776 amino acids. The transcript has 4 exons. Lineage: Eukaryota; Fungi; Ascomycota; Sordariomycetes; Hypocreales; Nectriaceae. Gene Ontology annotation, molecular function: RNA binding; ubiquitin-protein transferase activity. Gene Ontology annotation, biological process: protein ubiquitination. The record is from RefSeq and is a predicted model, not a curated record.